UGAGUAGAUUUUAAGAGCAAUAUACAAAAUACAAAAAUAAUAGAAAAGAAAAUACUUUUAGCCAAAUUUCAAGUUUUACACAAAUUAACCGAUGGCAGCCGCAAAAAAAGAUUCAAGCCCCAAAAGGAAUUCCGAAGACAUUCUUCAUGAUUUCCGUAAAUCGCAUGAUGUGGCCUUAUGGUAUCGACAGCUCUCAAUGAGUCAAAUCGAUGCCUUAUCGGGCCUAACCAAUGCUCUGCGAGAUGAUGGGGAACAGGGCAGCACAUACAGAGUGCAUACUUGCCUCGUCCAGUUGGGCAUUACUCCAUUGAUUAACCAAAUGUCGCUCAAGAAAUUAAUUAACAUGAGCCGCGGCAGCGAUUUGGCUUUUUUAUAUUUCCUCUGGGAAGGCUUCUAUAAGUGCAACCGCACUGAAUACACAUAUAAUGAACAGGUUUUGAUGUCCAGCGUGAUGCAUUUGGAUCUGGAUAUGACAUUGUAUGAGCUCGAUCGCAUAUUGCCGGCAGGACAUCUAAGUCAUAAAAGUCAGGCACGCUUGGACAAAAAGAAGAGACUUAUGCUAAGACAGACUGAAACACGGCCUCCAGUCAAACGCCAUGGUGUCAAGACUAAUACUUUGCCCUAUUUCUGGAAACAUCCCAGACCUAAACAAAUUCGUACAACCAAGCUGAGCAAAAAAAAUGAUAUUUCCGUAAACUUUCCUUUUUGGCGUUGCGGCGAGAAGCCCAACUAUAAGUUCAAUAGUGCGCAUCCCUGGUUUGCCUCCUACCCGCUUAGCCCAAUGAAGGGUGAGAUUUAUCGUAUGCUAACUACCCUUUUGCAGGACUGGCAUAGGAACUGCGGCAUGCAUCAAAUAACAGACUCUGAUAAGAAAAGGCUUUGUACUACUCAUCGAGAAGCUUUGAAGCAGGAGCAAUUGAUCAGGGAUGAGCUGACAGUCAAGGCCCACAAAAAUUUCCUCGAAUUGAUUGACGUCACCGCCAGGGAGAAUAGGGAACGAAAGAAACGAAUUAUCGAUCAAUUGAAUAAAGAUGUCGAGGAAUACACUCAACGUUGGGAGAAAUUGAAAGUAAUGCAAUAUACCGAUGCGAUGUUAGUGAAGGAUUGUAAACUUUGUGAAUAUUCCAUGGUGAAGACAGAGGCCCAGGACAGUAAAUUUAAGUGCCUUAUUGGAAUGGACGAUUAUGAUCCCAUUGCCCACCUGAAGAUUAAAGCAACGUCCCCUGUGAGUGAGAUUAAAAAUAUCGAAGCACAAAGUAGAUGUAAAGGUGGUCAAGAAAAACGAUGUGAUGAUUUGUCUCGCGCUGAUGAUGCAGCCAAAGCUGACUGCCCAGUAUAUCUGCUUGGUUCUGUGAAGAAGACUUCGACAAGACCGAGAUGUGUAAAAUUUUGCAAAUCAUUGGAACCUGCCGAUCAAGUAACUCAACUUUCGACGUCCAGCAGAUACUUUCGAUCGCAGCAAUUACAUCAGCCGUAUGUAUUCAAUUAUCACCAAACGUUUCAUCAGUGCUGCGCACCAUUGGAACCCAUUCAAGUUAUACAUCGCCAGGCGUUGAGUUCUCUUAAGGCUCCAUCAGAACCAGCACUAUCAUCCACAGAAGGCGGUUGCACUUGCAGGGAACCAAAUGAAUGCACUCGUGCCAGUGUCGUCGAGGCGAUUGUACAGUGUGCCGAGGCCAUGUGGCAAAAUGCAGUAAAAACCUUCGACAAAGCUUGCACCAUUUCACUGGAGCAACCCAUCACCUAUAAAAAAGAUACUAACGAUGUCCAACUAACGUACAAUCGUACCUACUACGAUGCCAACGAUGAAAAUCUUAUGGAAACAAUGCUGCGCGAUGGCAUGGCCAUACUGCGUAAGGAUCCGCGCUUUGUCUUCGCCGGUUUUCCUGAUUCACACAAGAUCAUAAUGCUGCUUGAGUGGAUAAAACGACGCUAUGGCAAAACCUAUUCGCAAGCAGAAAUCGAGGCCACCAUGAAAUAUGCCGGACUUGCCUUUAGGGCGGUUAGAAAACUGCAACGGGCCCCGCCAUCUGUAAAUUUAAAGCCAUACCAGAGCCAAAAAACGACCUAUGUCAAUCGUGGCAAAAUUGAUAAAAUGGCCAACGAGUUGAAAACUUCAUAUAAUCGUGCUCUCAAUGAAAAACUGAUGCAUCACACUGCCUUCUGCUGGUCCUUCAUGGGCGCCCAGUUUUGGAAGGGGGGCUACGGCAUUAACAACUUUUAUGCCUACUUGCCGGCUAGAAACGAUGAUGUAUUGCGAGUGCGACCCUGGAACGGUCAAAAACGAAAUAUGAUUGAUGCUCGUCGAGCAAGAGAAAUGCGAGCUGCGUAAUUAAAAGAAAAAAAAAACGAAAUUAUUAAAUUUUUAAAUUUAAUUGCGGUAUUACGUAUGAAUUAUAAUUCAAAAUACUUUUGUGUUUCUUUGGAUUUAAACUUAAUUAUUAUGUAAAUAAAGUUCGUGUAAAAGUGUCUAAAA
Drosophila willistoni is the source of this 2476-nucleotide messenger RNA. RefSeq lists its product as uncharacterized. NCBI's taxonomy places the organism in Eukaryota, Metazoa, Arthropoda, Insecta, Diptera, Drosophilidae. The transcript has a single exon. The record is from RefSeq and is a predicted model, not a curated record. Bases 92 to 2332 code for a protein of 746 amino acids.